UUACGGACGCUCUCUCAUUCAAAAUACAAGUCUGGUGUUGUAUCGGGGCACUGAGACCGCCACCAAAACGUGGACAUUUCGUCUGUCAAAUUUGUUUUAUUAUUUUUCAUUCCUGGAAAGUCGGGGGCUUUAUACCAGGCAGGUCUCGUAUACCAGUUCUGACGACAAAACGGGAAUUAAAUUCUCGGAGAAAGGGAGAUUUGGGGGGAAUAAGAGGAGAGCUUUUGAAUACUGUAUUGUCGGGAGGACAUUGAAACGCGAGACGCACUUGACGUACGUCGCCGGUACUUCCGCCCGGGAAAUUUGUGGGUUUUUUAGCUUUUUCAUUUGGUUUUUUUUUGGGUGAAGGGUCAUGUGUUGGAGUGAAGUAAGAGUUUGAAGUGGUCGUUUGAUAAGGCGACGAAGGGGAGCGACUGAAGAAGUCGAGGAGAGGAACAGUGGAAAAGCGCGGGGUGGCAAACUAGCCCGUCGUGCGCGUUCCUUCAAGGAGGACUUCCUGGAGAAACUCUCCCAGAUGAGGUCCCCGGGGAUAAACUCUGGGAGUGGGGGUGGUAGUGGUAUAGCAACACGGGCCGCAUCACCCUCGUCCCCGCGAACUCCCAGAGAAAAGACGCCGCUGGGUGACAGUCUUGAUAAGAAUCCACUGAGGGAUCUCCACAUUCACGUGAGACAGGUACAGCUUGCACUGCUUCACUUUCGCGAUGUCGUUUCCAAGAAGAAACUCGAGAUGCUGCCUGGCAAUGGCACCAUCGUACUCGACACUGUUACCACGAUACAUACUGUGCUCAAGUCGUACGUCGUUUAUGAGAAGAGCUCAACAUUGAACUCAGCCACAAACCAAGUUUACCAAGCCCUGGCCAAACUGCUGAAACUCUGCGACGAUGUUCUAAUCCAUGGGAAUCAGUCUGCCCCAUGCCCGGCGUUGGACACAGAGAACGUGACACACGUGAUAGGAUUAGUCGAGGAUGCUGUGAAAAAUUUAGUUGCACUGGCACACGAGAAGAUAUCCAACAGGCAGAAGCCAGCGCCGGUGGCAACAAACAACAGAACCUCAGGAUACGGAAAUGAACUAUCAACCCAAAGAAAUUCUCUACCGGACAUUCCCCUGACACCCCGUGAGCGCCAGAUCCUCGAGCAGACGGCAGCAAGUAGCAAUUUAGUGAGAAGUUCCCACAGCUCCGAGUCCAUCUUGAGGGAUUCGAGUCCACCACCAAAGCCGCCACUUCCUGACAGGACGAAUAUCAGUUUAACCGAGGACAAUGGCUCCUCGACGCCCCCUCCACUCCCCCCGAAACGUCGAACCCGUGCCCAACAGCUUUUGGACGAGUCAGAGGGUCUGUUGGCAUCAAGUUUGGACCGUGUCUCGUUAAGGAGCCGCUCCCCCGAGGACUCGUCGUCCUUACUGAGUGCGUCAGCUGGAAGUUUGGACUCGGCGCUGAAUCACUCGAGGGACGACGAUGAAAUUCGCUCGAUCAUGGGGCCAAAUGACGAGUCCUUGAAUGAUAGUAUGGAUCUCAGUCUCAUGGCGACAAUUCACGGUCUGCAAGUCAAUGGUACGAAUAACUGCGGCUGUUGGGACGGGUCUGAAACAAGUAUACCGAGCACUAUGCUGCUGGGCCAGCAGACACCCCAGGAGAUGAUAAAUCCAUUCGCUGGAGUGGAGGGAAAAAUGGAGAGACUGUCAACCCAGACCCAAGAAUCUGGUUUUGUAUCUUUGCACUCCCAGAGAAGUUCGUCGCAGAGCUACACAGCCUCGAGCAUGACAUCCAAGAGAUCCUCCCAGCAGAGCAGUGUCAGUUACAACUCGCAGUCAUUCAGUUCUCAGCAGCAGUCCUUCUCCCAGCAAAAACUCUCCGAGUGCACUGAGGGCUCCAUCAUGACGCAAAGAACCACCAGCUCAAAGAGCAGUCUCACCACUACCAGUAUCACUGGCAAUGGCGAUCCAGCACUACUGGAAAAACUGGUAAAUGAAAUCGAAGCAAUCACUGGACCAGACUCGAACGGAAUUCCCCCAGCCCUUCCCGAGAAGCGUUCGAAGAGGCGAAAAGAUCGUCAGCCCUCGCAGUACGAUAAUGUACCUGAAAAUGAACACCUGUCCACCUGCAGCCUCCACGCAAACUCCAGUGACAGUCCAGACGCCAGUAAACCACCUCCCCUACCCCUCAAGAAACGACACAUGUUCCAAUCGGUGGCAUAUUCCGUAAUGGCAUACAUGGAGAUGUUCGGCAACUGCUCGCACACGACCAACGACUUUAUUUCCGGUCUUGGCACGCGACACUCGGUGGCUGCAUACAAUUCAAUGCAGGCUGAAUGGCAGCAGCAUGAAAUGGCACUCACAACGACACAAUCGUGCUCCUCCAUGGUGCAUACCAUGACGAGUCUACACGAUGGGACAAGUAUAUCGAUCAGUAUGAGCCCAACAAUCAAAGAAGUGACGAAUCACUCUAGUCUGCCCCCUGCCCUGCCGCCAAAGCGAUCACGAUCGACGCGAUCCACCACGACACCACCUCCAAUAUCACCAAAGCCUGCUAUCAGCAUGCAGAUUCUCCACACCCCAGACCCAGUCAUCACCUCGACACCGGUUAAGGAGAUAAAGGAGGAGCCUGUCACCAUUAUCGAUAAGAAGGACAAGGCCUCCCCUGUUCACAAUCUCAAUAACAAUAACAAUGUAACGCUGGAUGUUGCACUGAGCAACUCGAGGCCUGGCAGCAAUGCACUGUCCUCGGUUUCGGUGGACGAGAGCACUCUGGAGCUGAGGGAUAUCGAGCAGGACGAUGGCAUCCUCGAUGAACUGGACAUCAGUAAACAUCUGGUGUUCAAGAAGAAUGAGGAGGAUGGACCGGACAUACGAGGGGGACAUCCUGACGCUCUGUUGAUUCAUGCGACUAAAGCUAAUAAACACGACGAAAAAGAAUCAGAUUUCCUGUAUCAGGAAGCGUUCUUGACGACCUACAGGACCUUCAUGUCCCCCCUGGAGCUGAUUCAGAAGCUCCACCGACGUCACCAGAGGUUCUCGUGUUCUCCGGACGUCGUGAAGCAGCGAGCAGCACGCGAGGCCUUUUCCCUCCUAGUUCGCGUCGUCAGUGACCUGACAAUGUCCGACCUGGACGACGUCCUCCUGCAGACGCUGAUGGAGUUUGUCCAGCAGUUGGUGUGCAGUGGCGACCUGACAAUGGCAAAAGCCCUCCGCGUGAAGAUCCUGGAGAAGCACCAGUUGAAGCAGAUGCAGUCAGCCCAGCCCAUUCUCUCGUCCCUCAGUGUCUCCACGAAGCAAGCUUCACUGCUCGACUUCAAGAGCGAACAGAUAGCCGAGCAGAUGACCCUGCUGGAUGCCGAACUAUUCAUGAAGAUUGAAAUACCAGAAGUAUUAAUUUGGGCGCAGGAGCAGAAUGAGGAGAGGUCCCCCAAUCUCACAAGAUUCACUGAGCACUUCAACAAGAUGUCGUACUGGGCGAGGUCGAGGAUUCUGGAGCACAGGAUGGAGAACGAGGCGAAGGACAGGGAGAAAUACGUCGUCAAGUUCAUUAAGAUAAUGAAGCACUUGAGGAAGAUCAAUAAUUUUAAUAGCUAUUUGGCUCUGCUCUCGGCACUGGACAGCGCGCCCAUCAGGAGGCUCGAGUGGCAGAAGCACAUUACUGAGGGGCUGAAAGAGUACUGCGCGCUGAUUGAUAGCUCCAGCAGCUUCAGGGCGUACAGACAGGCUCUGGCUGAGACACAACCACCGUGCAUACCUUACAUAGGACUUGUACUGCAAGAUUUGACGUUCGUGCACAUUGGAAACAGUGAUCUGCUGCCAGAUGGCACUAUUAAUUUCUCGAAACGGUGGCAGCAGUUCAAUAUUGUUGAGAAUAUGAAGAGGUUUAAGAAGUGCACAUACUCCUUCAAAAAGAACGAGCGCAUAAUAACAUUCUUCAACAACUUCAGUGACUUCCUCUGCGAGGAGGCGAUGUGGCAGAUCUCCGAGAGUAUCAAGCCACGAGGGGGCAAAAAGCCCCCCCAAAACUAAGCAAAAAACUCCCAAAAUCAAGGAUCUACACGUUGAAAAUCCUUUCGCUGCAAUCCCCGCAGGAAUCCCCAUUCAUAAAAGAAUGGCCCCAGUGAAAGGAUUUUUGUAAUUACCAAAUCACGUGGUAAUUCCACCGAUUAUCCAGUCCACUCUGUGAAUGACUUCCGCCUCUGUGAGGUUCGAAAAUUUCACAAUCUAUAAUUUUAAUUAGGGAAGAUAAUUAGAGGAAAGAAGAAGAAACAAAAAAUUAAACUCUGCUUCGAAGAAUUUGGCGAGUUGCACUUAAAUGAAAGCUUUAGACUAAUUGAUAAGGGACAAGGCAUUAAAAAUGUCUCACUUCGACAACUAACUUAUGAUAAAUGUGCAUUUUUUAAAUGAAAAUUAUUUAUUAGUUGUGUACGAGGGAUAAUUUUUUCGUUGAACGUACAAUUGUCGUUUUUAUUUUCAAUGUAGUUAGUGACAUUUUAAUGGUCAACGGUGUGCUGUUGAUUACACAAGGAUGAACACCAAUUACGUUGAUUGAUGUUAGCUACUGGGGUCUCACUGUGGGACACAUGGCACGACUGAGACCAACUGUUACAUAUACUAUUGUAUAUGAUUAUUAGCGAGAAAAAAAAUGAGAAAAUUCGUAAUAGUCGAUAAUCCGUUUGAUUUCUCUUCUGUUGAGGCUAGUUAUUCAAGCUUUUAGUCAAAAUAUAUGUUUUCUCAAUUAGUAGAUACGCAAUUGCGAUUAGAAAAUACGGAUUCUGUCGAUACAUUCCAGUUAGUGAAUAUCAUAGGCUCAUGUUUUAGUCAUUAUUUCACGUAAAACCAUUAAAAGUUCAUUUUAAUUACCUGAAAUUCUUCGAUUUUGAAAAAUCAAAAUCAAAAUCAUUGAAUUGUCUGAUGAUUAUUCUGUCAAUUAAUCCCAAAAAAUACUCGAAACGACAGCGCAAUUAUUUUCCCAUUUCACUUAGCUACAAAAACAAUUCAUUAAACAAACAUAAACGUCAUAAUAAUUCCCCCAGUGUCCACGUGUGUAUGUUCUCGUAAAACCACAAAAAGUUCAUUUGAAUUCCCUGAAAUUUGUCGAUGACGUCGAUUUUAUUCAAUCAGUCGACGAAGAAAUGUGGGAGUCACUGUAGUUGAGUGAAAUACCCGAAGGAAUUUACAAUUUCUUACCGAUUAACUCCCCACAAAAAAUUAAAAUCAAAAUCAUUGAAUUCUCUGAUGAUUAUUCUCUCAAUUAAUCCCAAAACAUACUCGAAACGACAGCGCAAUUAUUUUCCCAUUUCACUUAGCUACAAGAACAAUUCAUUAAACAAACAUAAACGUCAUAAUAAUUCCCCCAGUGUUCACGUGUGUAUGUUCUCGUAAACCCACAAAAAGUUCAUUUGAAUUCCCUGAAAUUUGUCGAUGACGUCGAUUUUAUUCAAUCAGUCGACGAAGAAAUGUGGGAGUCACUGUAGUUGAGUGAAAUACCCGAAGGAAUUUACAAUUUCUUACCGAUUAACUCCCCACAAAAAAUUAAACUCAAAAUCAUUGAAUUCUCUGAUGAUUAUUCUGUCAAUUAAUCCCAAAAAAUACUCGAAACGACAGCGCAAUCAUUUUCCCAUUCCACUUAGCUACAAGAACAAUUCAUUAAACAAACAUAAACGUCAUAAUAAUUCCCCCAGUGUCCACGUGUGUAUGUUGAUGUUCGUAUAAUCGUAAAAAUGAGGAGCGAGGCCUAAAGCAAAUGUCGCCCAUUCGAGAAACCCCACAAGAACAACCAAACAAAGCUCAUUACUGAAAUCCUCAGCAUUAAUAGCCCAACAGGAACAAACAACUGACUUAUAAUCAUCAGAAGACUCGUUUGAGCCGAUCAGUGCAACUCAAGGAUCAAUUUGCUUGACACAUAGACUUAGCAACAUUUGCCUUGUGAAAUCUAGUUUAGAAUCCAUGAAACUAACAGGAGAAAAUGAAUGAUAAAUCGAUUAAUAAAACACCAAUAGAGCAAAUAGACACCAUCAAUAGUAACACCAGUAAUAAUUGUACAUUGGAGAGAAAUUUUUACGAAUUAAAAUUUAUAAAAAUUCAAUGGCUUGAUAGAUAAUCCAAUGCAAUGCAAUAUUACAGAUGUUUUACUUGUGAUUUAAGCUUGAAAAUACGUCCGUCAGGUAUCAAUUAAUCGCACCCUCGAUAGCAUUUACUCAACGCACCAAUUUUCGAUGAAUUUUUUCAGUGAAUGUAUUUCAUCAAUAAAUUAUUUAAUUCGCUAUAUUAUUUUGUAUCUAGCUAGUACGUAUUAUCGAAUUAUCCAGUGUAUUUAAGAGGUUUUAUGAAUGUUGUAAAUAAUUGAAUUGCAUCAGUCGUUAAUCACACUAUUGACAUAGUAUUAACUAUCAGUGAAAAAUGGUAAUGACAGAAAAUUUUGACAUGACAUCGAGAGAGCGUAGAUUAUAUUUAAGUUCGUGAAUUUAUGAAAAAUGCAAUCAUUGUGAUGCCAUAUUAAGUUGUAGGUAUAGCUCUGUAUCUAAAGAAUCUUUAUAUCAUUUUUAUUUAAUUGAUGAUGAGAGGUAUCAUUAAACAGAUAAACUAUUCAAUUAAUUUUGCAUACCGUUUUUGUUUAUUUAUCACCACACACAUACAUUAUUUUUUUUACAGUCAUUCUUUUUUUUAUUCACUGUUGUCGGGGCUCUGUGACAUCUGUGAAUACAACGUUUUAGAUUUAUUGAAUAUAAAAUUAUAUUAUUCAUU
Messenger RNA from Diachasma alloeum, 6724 nucleotides. It is a transcript of the gene C3G, whose product is annotated as guanine nucleotide-releasing factor 2. Gene Ontology annotation, molecular function: guanyl-nucleotide exchange factor activity. The record is from RefSeq and is a predicted model, not a curated record. Gene Ontology annotation, cellular component: plasma membrane. The transcript has 15 exons. NCBI's taxonomy places the organism in Eukaryota, Metazoa, Arthropoda, Insecta, Hymenoptera, Braconidae. Bases 515 to 4006 code for a protein of 1163 amino acids. Gene Ontology annotation, biological process: positive regulation of GTPase activity; Ras protein signal transduction.